Messenger RNA from Penicillium waksmanii, 1491 nucleotides. RefSeq names its product putative nuclear segregation protein (Bfr1) (gene bfr1). The transcript has 3 exons. The coding region runs from base 1 to 1491 and encodes 496 amino acids. Gene Ontology annotation, cellular component: endoplasmic reticulum; nuclear outer membrane-endoplasmic reticulum membrane network; ribonucleoprotein complex. Gene Ontology annotation, molecular function: mRNA binding. Gene Ontology annotation, biological process: intracellular mRNA localization. NCBI's taxonomy places the organism in Eukaryota, Fungi, Ascomycota, Eurotiomycetes, Eurotiales, Aspergillaceae. The record is from RefSeq and is a predicted model, not a curated record.
AUGGCUUCCCCUGCCCCUGUGGCGGUUAAGCCCACCAAGCCCGAUGAGGAGGCCUACAAGAUUAGCCUCGCUCAGGCCGAGAAGGAGCACACUGCUGCUCAGGAGAAGCUGAACCAAAUCAAGUCCAAGUUGGACAUCGCCAAGCCCAACAACCAAGACUCACCAACUGUCAAGAAGCAGCAGGAACUCCGCGCCGACCUGUCCUCCAUCCGCCAAAAGCAGUCCGGCUUCAAGUCUUCCCGCUCCAGCACCCAGGAGAAGAUCAAUGCUAUCGAAUCCACCCUCAAGGCCCGCAUUGCGGAGCAGAACAACUCCCGCGGCAAGAUGGCCUUCAAGAACGUCGAUGAGAUUGACCGUGAGAUCGCCAAGCUCGAGAAGCAGGUCGACUCUGGUACCCUCCGUCUGGUCGACGAGCGCAAGGCUCUGGGCGAUAUCUCCAACAUGCGCAAGCAGCGCAAGGGCUUCGCCGGUCUGGAAGACGCCCAGAAGGGCAUCGAUGACCUGAAGGCUCAAAUCUCUGCCCUGCGCAAGACCCUCGACAACCCCGAGGCCAAGGCUCUCAGCGACAAGUACUCCGAGAUUCAAAAGGAGCUCGACACCAUCAAGGCCGAGCAGGACGGCGUCUACAAGAACCUCAACUCGCUCCGUGACGAGCGCACCAAGCUCCGCAACGACCAACAGGCCAAGUACGUCGCCAUCAAGGAGAUCAAGGACGCCUACUACAAGGCCCGCCGUGCCUACAAGGAGUAUGAGGAUGAGGCUUGGCGCCAGCGCCGUGAGCGCCAGAAGGUCGAGCGCGACGCUUUCGAGCGUGAAAAACGCAAGAAGGUCGCUGAUAAGAAGCUCGAGGAGGCUUCUGCUCUUGCCUACGCUGAUGAGAUCCUGACUGCUCAGGGUCUGAUCCGUCACUUCGACCCUGCCUAUGACUUUGCUUCUCUGGGUCUUGAUGACAAGAAGGUUGAGGGAAGCAACUUCCGUGCCGGUGUUGGCCGUACCGUUGAUGACUCUGCCCUGAAGGGCAUGAAGGUCGUCCGCAAGGACGAGCAGGAGGACUACUUCGCUGGUUCCGGUGGCAAGAAGAGCAAGAAAGGCAAGAAGGGUGGUGCUGCCGCUGGUGGUGCCGAGGCUGCUGGCAAGUUCAACAUGAACGUUGGUGUCAUCGAGGACUUCGCCAAGGUCAAGAUCGACCCUCCCAUGAACCAGGCCGCUGUCCCUGCUUCCGUUGAGCAGCUGGCUGCCAAGAUUACUGAGUGGAAGAAGAACCAGGCCAGCAAGACUGAGGAGAACAUCAAGAAGGCCAAGGAGGAGAUUGCCCGCCUGGAGGAGGAGGAGGCCAAGAUCGAGGCCAAUGGCCGUGCCACCGACGCCGCGAAGAAGCCGGCGCAGGCCAACGUUGCCCCCACGGCCGAUGCCGAGCUGGCCCAGGAACAGGAUGGUGCUGCUGAUGCGGCUGAUGAGCUGAAGAAGGCUUCGCUGGAGGACAAGGAAUAA